Melanotaenia boesemani (Boeseman's rainbowfish) is the source of this 5328-nucleotide messenger RNA. RefSeq names its product ArfGAP with SH3 domain, ankyrin repeat and PH domain 1b (gene asap1b). Lineage: Eukaryota; Metazoa; Chordata; Actinopteri; Atheriniformes; Melanotaeniidae. Gene Ontology annotation, biological process: positive regulation of GTPase activity. The transcript has 30 exons. The coding region runs from base 599 to 4060 and encodes 1153 amino acids. The record is from RefSeq and is a predicted model, not a curated record. Gene Ontology annotation, molecular function: protein binding; GTPase activator activity. Gene Ontology annotation, cellular component: cytoplasm.
UGAGCGCGGCCGAGCAGGAGAGAGUGGCAGUGAAUGUCUGCGGCAGCGUUUAGCUUUUUUAAAAACCACAAACUACCGCUGAAGACAAAAGGACCGAACCUGACUGCAAUUCCAGACAACCUCGGCAGACCCUGGACUAUGAUAAAUUUCCAACGGGGGCUGGUAACGGUGCGCUGUUUUGACGACAAGCGGCUUAUUGCACAUCUGUAGAGCAUAAUGAGGGCAUCCGCUAUUCUUCACGGCGGUUUUUCCUCCAAGGUUUAGUUAAACGCGGAGUGACACUAUUUAUAAAUGUGUCUCUUUUAGACAUAAUCUGAAGGAAAACACUCGCCGAGGGGACGCAGCCUGUAGAUAAUAAGGUAAAUUCUUCCUCCCGUGGCCUCCGGAGAACAUUGAAGUCAUUUGAGAAGUCACCGGAGAAGAAGAAGACACGUCUUAAUCAUCCUGAUAGUUUUACCCAGUUCAGUAAGGAAAAUCGGCUCUGCCUUCCAACGACUCGCACCAGACUCCCCCCUGCUUUCUAUUUCUAAAUCUUACAUGGUUUUGUCUUUUUGAACAUUAAUCGCCAACCCUUCUGUGGGCAUUUUCCCGUUAAAGGAUGCCGGAUCAAAUAUCGGUGUCCGAGUUUCUCUCGGAGACAACAGAGGAUUACAAUUCCCCGACAACAUCCAGCUUCACCACCCGACUGCAGAGCUGCAGGAACACAGUGAAUGUGCUGGAGGAGGCGCUGGACCAGGAUCGAACCUCCCUGCAGAAGGUGAAGAAGUCAGUGAAGGCCAUCUACAGUUCAGGUCAAGACCAUGUCCAGAAUGAAGAAAACUACGCUCAGGCUCUGGACAAAUUUGGUAGCAACUUCAUCAGUCGGGACAACCCUGAUCUGGGAACAGCUUUUGUCAAGUUCUCCUCCCUCACUAAGGAACUGUCUGCCUUGCUCAAGAACCUGCUCCAGAGCCUCAGCCACAAUGUGAUCUUCACCCUGGACUCGCUGCUGAAGGGGGAUUUGAAAGGCGUAAAAGGGGACAUAAAGAAGCCCUUUGACAAAGCAUGGAAAGACUAUGAGGCCAAGUUUACAAAGAUAGAAAAGGAGAAGCGGGAGCAUGCUAAGCAGCAUGGGAUGAUACGCACUGAGAUCACGGGGGCUGAGAUUGCAGAGGAGAUGGAGAAGGAGCGGCGCUUAUUUCAACUUCAGAUGUGUGAGUAUCUGAUCAAAGUAAAUGAGAUCAAAACCAAGAAAGGAGUGGACCUCCUGCAGAACCUGAUUAAGUAUUACCAUGCACAGUGCAAUUUCUUCCAAGAUGGCUUGAAGACGGCGGAUAAGCUGAAGCAGUACAUUGAGAAGCUGGCAGCUGAUCUCUACAAUAUCAAACAAACUCAGGAUGAGGAGAAGAAGCAGCUGACUGCCUUGCGAGAUCUGAUCAAGUCCUCCCUCCAGCUGGACCAGAAGGAGUCUAGAAGAGACUCACAGAGUAAGCAGGGAGGCUACAGCAUGCAUCAGCUGCAGGGAAACAAGGAGUUUGGAAGUGAGAAGAAGGGCUACCUACUGAAGAAGAGCGAUGGGCUGAGGAAGGUGUGGCAGAGGAGACAGUGUUCAGUGAAGGGGGGCAUCCUCACCAUAUCUCAUGCUACAUCCAACAGGCAGCCAGUCAAACUUAACCUGCUCACCUGUCAGGUGAAACCGAGCUCUGAGGACAGGAAAUGCUUUGAUCUAAUUUCUCAUAACCGGACAUAUCACUUUCAAGCCGAAGAUGAGCAAGAGUUUGUCAUUUGGAUCUCAGUUCUGACCAACAGUAAAGAGGAGGCGUUAAACAUGGCGUUUCGCGGCGAGCAGAGCAGCGGAGGGGAAGACGGGUUAGAGGACCUGACUAAAGCCAUCAUAGAAGAUGUGCUGCGCAUACCAGGCAACGAACUCUGCUGUGACUGCGGAGCUGCAGAUCCGAAGUGGCUAUCCACCAACCUGGGCAUCCUUACCUGCAUCGAGUGCUCUGGCAUCCACCGAGAGAUGGGGGUGCACGUGUCUCGUAUCCAGUCCAUGGAGCUCGACAAGUUAGGAACAUCAGAACUCUUGCUGGCCAAGAAUGUAGGGAACAGUAGUUUCAAUGAGAUCAUGGAGGGAAACCUCCCCUGUCCUUCACCAAAGCCGACCCCCUCCAGCGACAUGACGGUGAGGAAGGAGUUUAUUAACGCUAAGUAUGUGGACCACAAGUAUGCUAGGAAGACAUGCACAUCGGCGGCAGCUAAGAUGAUUGAGCUGUUUGAAGCAGUUCAGUCCCGGGAUUUGCUGGCUCUCGUUCAGGUGUACGCGGAGGGGGUGGAGCUUAUGGAGCCACUCCCAGAGACAGGACCGGAAGCCGGAGAGACAGCACUGCACUACUCAGUACGGACAGCUGACCAUACCUCACUGCAUUUGGUGGACUUCCUUGUGCAGAACAGUGGUAACCUGGAUAAGCAGACGGAAUGGGGGAACACCGCCCUCCAUUACUGCUGCAUGUACGAAAAACCGGAGUGCCUCAAGUUACUCCUGAGGGGAAAGCCAGCCACUGACAUCACCAAUCAGAAUGGAGAGACGGCCUUGGAUGUUGCCAGGCGACUGAGGAACACUCAGUGUGAAGAAGCACUUGUGCAGGCUGCAGAGGGGAAGUUCAACCCUCACAUCCACGUGGAGUACGAGUGGAGCCUCAGACUGGAGGAGAUGGAUGAGAGUGAUGAUGACCUGGAUGAUAAGCCCAGUCCCAUCAAAAAGGACCGCUCCCCGAGGCCUCAGAGCUUCUGUCACUCCUCCAGCCUCUCCCCCCACGACAAGCUCUCCUUGCCGGGCUUCAUCAGCCAGAGGGACAAGCAGCAGCGUCUCUCCUACAGCGCCUUCACCAACCAGAUGUACAGCGCCUCCACUGACCUCAGCUCCUCCCCUGUGGCCGACGGGCCGCCGUUGCCGCCCAGGAACCAGGGCAAAGCUCCACACUUGGCAUUCCUUGGCUCUCAUACGCACUACGCCACACUGGCUGGCACUCGACCAUACAUCACUCCUACCCCAUCUGGCCCUCUCUCCACACUCACACCAGGAGGCAGCUCCACCCUGUCCAAGAAGAGACCUCCGCCCCCCCCUCCUGGACACAAACGCACCCUGUCUGACCCACCCAGCCCGCUCUCUCACAGUCCACACAGUAAAGGGGGCUUAACCGGGGGAAGUGAUUCCACCCCUCCUCCGGUCAGUAAGAUGUCUCCAGUUUCCAACAAGUUUGAAGGCAUUCCUCAACAGCAAAGCACUACUUCAAGCAACACAAAAUCUACACUUGGUCCAAGGGUUCUUCCCAAACUACCUCAGAAAGUGGCAUUGCGUAAGAUCGACACCAUACACCAUCCAUCUAUGGAUAAGCCCAGCCUUCCUCCAGAGGUCUUCCAGAAGUCCCCGCCAGCAACUGAAACCACACAGAAGGGUCCUCUGGCAGACAGGCCUCAGCUGGGCGACCUGCCCCCAAAACCACAGGUGUCUGAACUUCCCCCAAAACCUGGAGAACUUCCCCCAAAGCCGCAGCUCUCCGAUCUCCCUCCUAAACCUCAGCUGGGAGACCUGCCGCCCAAACCCCAGCUUAAAGACCUCCCUCCCAAGCCUCAUCUCGCAGACAUCCCCCCGAAACCUGGGACAGCCGAUUCCGGGAGUCCGAGGCCGCCUCCAGGAGAGUCGACAAGGCCACAAACGCAGCCUCCGCCUCCACCUCAAACUCAACCGCAGCCUCAAGACUCGCCGUCGCCUAACCAGCAGCCAAGUAUCGCGACCACAUCUCAACAACCUGCCGAGGAUACAAAUGGGACCCCAGCGGGGACUGCAGAGACACCUGUGCCCCUCCCGAGGAAGAUCAACACGGGGAAGAAUAAAGCGCGUCGAGUGAAGACGAUCUACGACUGCCAGGCUGACAACGAUGACGAACUUACAUUUGUUGAAGGAGAGGUGAUCAUAGUUACAGGAGAGGAGGACCAGGAGUGGUGGAUCGGGCACAUUGAAGGAGAGCCGGAAAGAAAAGGGGUAUUCCCCAUGUCUUUUGUGCACAUCCUGAGUGACUGACAGCCAGACAAACUUGCACUACGUCUCUCCCUAAAUCGGGAGUUUCUAUAAAUACCUACCAUACAGUAACACCCCUUGUCACACGACAAGUGUCCUAAAGGAAAAAAAAAAGCAACAACGAAGUAAACCCAGACGGCUCAUCUAGACAUGGAAGCCACAUCCAUGCUGUACAAAGAAUGUGUGUAUUCUUCCUCUACCAGUAUUAUCUUAACCCUAUAGCAUGGCUGAGAUGAAGCCACUCUCAAAACCCUAGCACUUACCUAAAAGUCUAUGUUUAUGCUGUUCCUGUGUAUAUAUGUAUGUAAAUAUAUAUAUUUGUGUGAGUGUAUAUACAUGUUUUAUUGUACAAAACAUGUACCAUUGCUCUCUGCCUGUCAGAUAAAGCAUCAGGGUGGUAGAGUUUGAAUUUUAUCUGUAUUAAUUUUACUGGCCCUCGAGUAAUUAUCAGCUUAUAUUUCUGGAAAAAGGACAAAUAUGGAAUGUGAAAUAGGUCAUGUCAUUAUUUGUGUCUUGCAUCCCUGUUUACCGCCAUAGCUGACUGAAGAGGUGAGAGUCUCCCCCUGAUCUUCCCGAGACGAAAAGAGUUUUCAUUAAAUGUACUCCUUGUUCUUUGCUUGCUUUGUGUGUACACGUAUUAUGGUUGUUUUACCGUAUAGAAACCUGCUGCUACUGUGUGGUGGAAAAUCAAAGCCUGUGGUUCACUGUAGGUCACUAAUUUACUCCUUGUUACACUGUUCACUGUAUGUGUGCUCUGUGUGCAAACUCAAUGCCAUCUCCACAAUCCUUUGACCUUUUUCUGUGCAUGGUGUAACAAUGACUGGAAAUGAGUGGAGUGUUGCGUUCAAACACGCUCAGCUCAGGGUUUGAAGAGCCACUAUUAAUAUUAAGCAGGACUCCACACAAAGGUAUCCUGUUGUUGAAGCCACUAUCAGCCACAAUUAUGGGGACACUCAAGAGGACAUUUUAGCAAUAACUUGAUUCUCUGACAGGCUAGAAGUUUCACAACAACCUGUGUUCACAAUUCAGUGUCUUGUAAAACCUCAUAGGCUUGAAUCUUUUUUACUUUUUUUUUUUUUUAGUUUGAGUCAUGUAAUAUCAUUCCAUGUUACUGAAUUCAGUACAUUUCCAGGUUUGCCUGUGAACCAGAAAUGGAGUUUGUAAAAGGUUGGAGAGCCUCUGUAAUUUUUGCCUGGUCCUCACUGACUUGCAGUUUCCCAUGUUAAACAAACCCAUCAACCCAUUGUAUCAUUAAAAGUGCUGUACUUAAA